Molecule: messenger RNA, 1809 nt
Organism: Pseudozyma flocculosa PF-1
Lineage: Eukaryota; Fungi; Basidiomycota; Ustilaginomycetes; Ustilaginales; Ustilaginaceae
Exons: 1
Coding region: 1-1809 (602 amino acids)
Biological process (GO): endoplasmic reticulum to Golgi vesicle-mediated transport; intra-Golgi vesicle-mediated transport; endocytosis
Cellular component (GO): Golgi apparatus
Molecular function (GO): GTPase activator activity
Source: RefSeq, a predicted model, not a curated record
AUGAACUCAAAGGCGACGCAGGAGCGCCACCAGCGCAUGCUCGUCGAGCUCUCGCGCCAGCCGGGCAACGACGUCUGCGCAGACUGCCGCGGGAGAGCGCCGCGCUGGGCAUCCUGGAACCUCGGCAUCUUUCUCUGCGUGCAGUGCGCCGGCGUCCACCGAAAGAUGGGCACCCACAUCUCCAAGGUCAAGUCCCUGACCCUCGACACCUGGACCCGCGAGCAGGUGGACAAGAUGAAGGACAUGGGCAACCUCAAGAGCAACCGCAUCUUCAAUCCGGACGAGGUCCGCAACCGCCCGCCCACCAACAUCGAGGAGAGCGAGCGAGACAGCGAGCUGGAAAAGUUCAUACGCGCAAAGUACGAGUACCGCAAGUUCAUCGACGCCAAGCCACCGCCCGUGCCCAAAAAGGACGCCACUUUCCUCCGCCUGCCCUCGUCGUCGUCGCCCGCAUCGUCGCUCCGAUCGCCCUCGUCGCCAGUAGCCUCGUCGUCCUCGUCGAUAUCGUCCCUGUCGCAGCAGCAGCAGCAGAGGAACGGCAUCUCCAACGGCGUCAGCAGCGGCCGCCGGCAGAUGACGGGACAGGACUCGAUGCUCGGCGUACCCUCGGACCGUCUCGCAAAAGCCAACAGCAUCUCGCGCUCCCGCACCGCCCCCAUCCCAUCUACGUGGGCCGAGGCCCAGGCUCGAGCCCGCAGCACCGAGCCCAAGCCGCCGCCCAUGCCCGCCGGCGCAGCAUCCUCCGCCGCGGCCGGCACUGCUGCUUCCGCUGCUGCUGCGACGAGGUCGACGAUUACGACGGCCUCUUCGUCCCUGGGACCGCCCUCGGCCGUGCCGCCACGCGCAUCGAGUGCGAUACCCAGCGCCCGGUCUGUGCCGGCUCAGGGCGCAGGCCAGCCGACGGCCCAAUCGAGCGUGUUCGACGACCUCGUCUCGCUCAGCGGCCCUUCGAACGGCACAUCGCAGCCGCCGCCGCAAAUGAACCCCUGGUCGCACCUCCAAGCGCAGCAGCAGCAGCAGCCGAUGUUUAGCUCGCCGGCGCCACAGGAUCCCUCGGCCAACUUCUGGGCAUCUGGCAUGGGUGGCUCAGCCACAUCGCCGUUCGGCGGAAUGCAGGCGCAGGGGUUGAGCGCGACACACCUGGGAGCGACGGCGUUUGGAGCACGACCGCCACCACCGCAGCACGCCAAUACGCUGCCCAACUUUUCCCUCACCUUGCCCGAUGGGCAGCAGCAGCAGCAGCAGCAGCAGCAGCAGUCGAUGUUCGGCGCCGGCGUCGGCGGGGGGAUAGGGGGGAUGGGCGGGUUCUCGCCGCAGCAGCAGCAGUACCGCAGCGCGAGUCUCGGUUCCAUGGCCUUUUCGCCGGCGGCGGUCGGCAACCCAUUCUCGUCGCCUGGCGGUGGCGGCGCAGGUGGAAUGGCGCCGCAGCAGAGUGGGUUCCUCGGCGCCGGCGGCGGUGGUGGUGGUGGUGGUGGUGGUGCGGGCUCGUUUGGCGGGUUCGCGGCCAGCCCGUCUGCCUCGCCAUCACCUGGUCUUGCCACCGGCAUGGGCAUGGGAAUGGGGAUGGGCAUGGGGAUACAGCAGCAGCAGCAGCAGAAUGGCGCCACGUCGCCGUUUGGCACGUUUGCGAGCGCCAUGAUGCCCAACCAGCAAGGGCUCUACCAGACCCAACAGCCGCAGCAGCAACAGCAGGGGCAGGGGCAGCAGUAUGGGCAGCAGAUGCAGAUGCAGGGCCAGUCCGGUCAAAACGGCCUCUACGCCGUCCAGGCGGGUCAGCAGGCGUUUGGCGGCGGCGGCAUGUGGGGAUGA